AUGAAUACCACAGUGAAGGAGAUUGAGCAAGUAAUAGGACUUGUACUUCGUAUGGGUAUCGUCCAAAUGCCUGGUAUCCAUAUUUACUUUGAAGAGGAUACCCGCUGUGGACCAGUGGCAGAUAUAAAUGGAAAGAACAGACUACAACUCAUUCUAAGGUGUCUGCACUUUGUGGACAACGAUGCCAUUCCUGAUGAAUGUAAAACUAACAAGCUAUGGAAGAUUCGACCAUUUCUUGAGAAGUUUCGUGAGCAAUGUCUUUUGGCCAUUCCUGGGGAAGAGCAAUCAAUUGAUGAAAUGAUACCAUUUACGGGUCGAUUCUGUCAAAUCAAACAGUAUCUCCGAGGAAAGCCCAGUCCAUGGGGAUUCAAAAAAAACUACAAGGUGUUUGCUGACAAUCUGUUGACAUCUGUUGCACUGAUGGAGGAAAUGCAGAAGAAUGGUUUUCCAAUACACUGGGACAGACAUGGUUCCUUUGACUACCGACUCGAGCAGAACACCAAUACCAAUUGUGUUCGACGGCUUGACACAAAGAUGGUGACCCUGAUGUCAAUCUUUGCUGGUGUUCAACCCUCUGAUAUGGCCAGGCGUUGGGACAAAACAGCAAAAGAGCACAAAGAUGUUACCAGGCCUUUCAUCAUCAAGGAGUAUAAUAGCCAUACAGGUGGAAUUGACCAAUUAGAUUCAUGCACUGCCUGCUACAAGUUUUCAUUGAAGUCAAGAAGGUGGUACCUAUAUGUUUUCUGGCUUUUCGUCCAACUUGCCAUAAUCAAUGCCUGGCUGUGGUAUCGCCGAGACAGUGACCUAAGUGCUACAGCCAAGCCACUCAAUUCCCAUGAAAUUCGAAGCAAGGGUAGCAAGUUGGCCGGUAGAAGUAAAUACUAUGAAGAAACGUGGAAGACCAUCACUAGAGGCUGGAGAAUCCAGCAUCUCCCCCAAAUGAAGAUGGCUCGUAAGAACCAAUUUGCUCAUUGGCCAAUCAAGACUGAGAAAUGUCGUCGCUAUGCCUUGCGCCAGAUGAAAACUGAUACUAAUUUUAUAGUAUUUUUCAGUGUAGGAAAUCCACAUAAAGUUCAUAGUUCAGCUGGACAGUUUUAUAGCACAUGCAUUAGUGGACCAUAG
This is a messenger RNA of Penaeus monodon (black tiger shrimp), 1122 nucleotides long. Its product is annotated as piggyBac transposable element-derived protein 3-like. The coding region runs from base 1 to 1122 and encodes 373 amino acids. Lineage: Eukaryota; Metazoa; Arthropoda; Malacostraca; Decapoda; Penaeidae. The transcript has 4 exons. The record is from RefSeq and is a predicted model, not a curated record.